Tachysurus vachellii is the source of this 8489-nucleotide messenger RNA. It is a transcript of the gene hic1, whose product is annotated as hypermethylated in cancer 1. The coding region runs from base 245 to 2524 and encodes 759 amino acids. Lineage: Eukaryota; Metazoa; Chordata; Actinopteri; Siluriformes; Bagridae. The transcript has 2 exons. Gene Ontology annotation, biological process: regulation of transcription by RNA polymerase II. Gene Ontology annotation, molecular function: protein binding; RNA polymerase II cis-regulatory region sequence-specific DNA binding; DNA-binding transcription factor activity, RNA polymerase II-specific. The record is from RefSeq and is a predicted model, not a curated record. Gene Ontology annotation, cellular component: nucleus.
CAAAUAUUUUAUAGGGGGAGGGAAAGAGGUGGAGAGUGAGCAAGCGAUUCUGAAAACACAGAGAGAGCGAGAGAGAGAGAGAGAGAGAGAGAGAGAGAGGAGCGAGGGGAGGGCGAACAACAUUCAUCGCAAUUAAUAAUCUUAAAAAAAGAGUUGGCAGUCGUGUGCGGAAAACUGGCAUGGUUUUUUGGAGGCUGGCAGUUCAGAGUUGAGACGUCAGAAAUGCGUGCAUUAGAGCGCUGAGAUGAUCAUUACCGGAGACUCAGAGCGGAUGGCAGAAGAUCUCGGGUAUCCAGGUGGUGGACUGAAGACAAUGCUGGAUGCCAUGGAAGUCCCAACUCAUGCUAGGCACCUCCUCUUGCAACUGAACACGCAACGCACCAAAGGCUUCUUGUGUGAUGUCAUCAUAGUGGUGCAAAAUGCUCUAUUCCGUGCUCAUAAGAACAUUCUGGCUGCCAGCAGCCUCUACCUUAAAUCCCUUGUUGUCCAUGACAACCUCAUCAACCUGGACCACGAGAUGGUGAGUCCAGGUGUUUUUAGAGUCAUCCUUGACUACAUAUACACAGGACGUUUAAGUGAAGGUGACCCCACAUCUCCCACAGAGCCAAACAUAGGUGCAGUGCUGGCAGCUGCUAGCUAUUUGCAGCUGCUGGACUUGGUAGCCCUGUGCAAAAAAAAGCUAAAAAGAAAUGGGAAAUACCACUUACGACCCACGUCUGGGUUUCUGCCUUACACUAAAAUGAGCCCCAGUGGAGUGCUGGCGGGAAGGCUGCGAGUGUCCACUCCAGUAAUACAGCCCUGCUUCCCUGGUGGGGUGAUGAACACACAACGAGGCCCAUCAUUGGAGGAUCUACCACCCCAUUCCCUGGCCCCCCAUGUAGGAGAGCUUUAUGCACCAGUCCCUACACAGGGCCAGCAGCCUUACCCUCAUUCUCAAGCAACCCUGCCUCAACAAGCAGGUCUACGUUUGCAGUCUGCAGAUAGAAACUGCUCACCCAUAUAUGGCCUAGACCUGUCCAAGAAGAGCCCCAACUCCCAGCAGCAUUCUACCCAUCCUCAUCUGAGUCACCUUAACGAGGAGCCAGAGGGAGAACUGAGUCACCGCACAAGCCCUCUUCUUAGUCCUACCGAUGGCUCAGGGAAAAUGGAGGCUGUGCACCACACUGCCUCUCUAACAUCACGGUCUUUUCCCCUCCUCAACCAACUGCCCCAAAUCCCUCGUUUUCAGCGUCCAAGUUCCCAGGGCCAGGAGGUUUACCCAUGCCCCCCAAGCCCCGAGCCCUCAGAAGAACCAGGAGACCGCAGCAGGGACGGUUCCAACAUUUACCGCUGGGUAAAAAAUGAGCCCUACAGUGUGGAGGAUGAAGAUGAGGAGGAUGAGGAGGAUGAUAGUGGGGGCAUGGGUGAGCAGGAUAAAGACACACACCACCAACAUUUGAAUCAUCACAAAAACAAUGAGGAGAAGAUGAACCUUAGUGAGGGAGGCUAUGACAGGCCAGUAACCUGUGAUGGAGAGGAUGAGAAUGGGACGGGCAGUGAGGAAACAGGCAGCAGUGAAGGAAGGCCAUCACCCCCUGGUCCCCGCGGGAGGUAUCAUAUGCCUUAUGAGCCUGAGAGUUUUGGAGAUAACCUUUAUGUGUGCAUCCCAUGUGGCAAAGGGUUUCCUAGCUCUGAACAGCUCAAUGCCCAUGUGGAAACCCACGCAGAAGAGGAUCUCAACCAUGUUGGAGAGCUAGAAAACCCAAGCAGCAAUGGCACUGACAAACCCACCAGCACCAAUGGACCCACAAACCUGAACAGCACGGGCAGCCUCCACAGCACCUACACAGACAGUAAAUUAGGGCAGAACUUACAUCCAGUGGGCAUUGGAGAAAUGAUUCGGCCAUAUCGCUGUGCCUCCUGUGACAAAACUUAUAAAGAUCCAGCCACCCUAAGACAGCACGAGAAGACCCACUGGCUGACCCGCCCUUACCCAUGCAGCAUCUGUGGCAAAAAAUUCACCCAGCGUGGAACCAUGACCCGCCACAUGCGUAGCCACCUGGGCUUGAAGCCUUUUGCCUGUGAUGCCUGUGGCAUGCGCUUCACUAGGCAGUACAGGCUCACUGAGCAUAUGCGCAUUCACUCUGGUGAAAAGCCAUAUGAGUGCCAGGUGUGUGGUGGCAAAUUUGCCCAGCAGCGUAACCUCAUUAGUCACAUGAAGAUGCACAGCAGUGGAGGGAAUGGUGGGGGAUUCAUAUCUGAUGGCAAGCUAAAGAUGGACUUCUCUGAAGGCAUCUUUCCCCUAAGUAAGUAUGCAGCUGAACAUCUAGGCCUGAAACAGGAGAAGGCCUCAGAGCUUCUCGCUCAGGCCUCUCAGCAGUUACUGGCAGAUGCCAAGGCUAUGGAGAGCCUUUAUCCGCUGUCCAAACUGACUGCAGAGCACCUAGGCCUCACUCAUGAUAAGAUGGAUGUCUUGCCACUGCCACCUGCCUCUCAACAGCUACCUGUAGAGGCACGCACCAUUGACCGUUACUCCCCCAGCUAGAGAGAAGACCAUCAACUCUGUCUUCCAUCAGCAGAGCUCAGCUGCCCAGCUAUGACACAUAACAAAAUGCCUGUAGGCUGCCCACAGUAUUUUAACUCUCACCUCAACUUCAAUGAACCUGCACUUCAGACACAGGAGGAAAGAGACCAUUAGCUAGAAAAUUGCAUGCCGGAUGCAUUGACUGUAAAAAGUGCCUUUCUCUACACGUAUUGCAGAACAGCCAUUUUUUUUAUUAAAAAAAGGAGAACUGUUAUUUAUAAUUUGCUCCAACCAUGGACACAUAUAGCAGUGCAGUAUUUAUAUCUAAAAAAAAUAUAGGAUCCUUUUUUUUCAAAUUCCGAACCAAUCAGUCAAUUGAAAACCAAAAAAGACAUUUUUAUUUAUUUUAUUUCUUUUUGUAUGUAAGUAAAUCCCAAAGAAAAUAGGUUUGGAAAGAGUGUUGCAAUCAUACCCUUAACCUGUGUAAUAAGUGUGACUAUUGUAUAUAGAAUAAUUAACAAAGCACAUAUGAACAAUUUUCAGGGCUUCUGAUUGGGAUGGAAAAGGGAUUCUGGGCUAAAACAGAAAGCUGCAUCUUUGGAAUUUUAUGAUAAUUGGAGGACUUUUUGGAAUACUGGAUAUCUCCUUUAAAUCAGUUUCCUGCUUUGCUGAGUGGCCCAGCAUUCCCAUACAAAAGGGAACAACUACGUGAAGCCAGUAAUUGUUCCAGCACUUUGGUAAAGUGACUUAAGCUUAUCUAUGCAUUGAUAUAGCAAGUCCCAUUUUGUAGAGAGAAUAUCCAGAGUGUCAUAUAUAGUUUCAAUUAUUUUACAUGUUAUAACCCACCUUCUUACAAGUGCCUUUAUACUGGUUGUUUAAAGAGGAAUAAGCAAAUCCAUUUGAGCGUGCCACUGACAUGUUAUUGUGCAUAUUCCAAUCAUGCCAGUAAUCCAUGGUGGAGAAUUUAUAUGCAUCUGGUGAGAUAGAGUAAGCAUGGGUGUUGCCUUUAGAAUCGGGUAAUAUUUACAAUUCAGCAAUACAGCCCAAACAUUCUUUAGGAGAACACAGUGAACCCAUUAGAAAUAUUUCGAGCCUCAACAACACUUAAAACCAAACAAAUAGCAAUUGAAACAAAAGCAUUUUUUUCCAGAUCCGGUGUAUAUAAACUCUAUCCAAGUAGCUCACAUUAUUUGAUAAAUAAUGAAUCUAAUAGCAUUUAAAGUAAACUUCCAUAAUCAGAGUAUACAUCACAGGGAGCUGCAUAGGCCCACUCAUGGUGCUGUUGCUUUCAGGUUAAUAUGUGAAGCUGUUAAUGUGACAGCCAUGAAGAUUAGACAUAGGGCACUCUCCCUGACACUGAUAGCAUGGAUAAAUCUCAGCACUCUCCCUGCAGCUGCUCCACUAAGGAUAAGCCCUGUGAAAUCCCCAAUUCUCUCAGUCUGCUCGUGCUGUCUAUCAGCCUGAUUCCAGAUUUCACGGCUGCUAAGCAGCCUUGUAAUGUACACACUGCCUGGAUCACCCCAACUGAACACCACUAGCCCGUAACAUACUAACAGCAAACCAAAUUUUGCAGUCUUGAAAGACAUAUUAUGUCUUAUUAUGUGACAUAUCAAUAUUAUUUAUAUGCACCUGUACCUUAUACUUAUAUACCAAUGAUAUGGGAAUUUUCCUUUUUUUUAAGAGGGGGGUUUGUUAACCACUAUUGACAUUUACAACCUCAAGAGGUAAAUGUGAAGACUUACUUAAGCCAUGAAUGCACUGUGAUAGGACUAAUAACCCUCCCAGCCUUAAUGAGCAUACUGAACAUGUUACAGUGUUGUAGGCAACUUCAGUACACUGCCUUCUAGAGACUUUUUCUGUAGCAUGUCAUCAUGUUGUUGUUUGUUUUGAUUACAUUUGAUUGAUUGACUCUUAAACCAAAGUGAAGUGAAACUGGUGCUUACCUCAGGACCUGUCCCAUCUCAGUAUGGGGACACAAAGUUAGGAAAUAGCAAAGCAUGUACACAUAAGACGAGCGUGUGCACGCACACACACACACACACACACACACCCUCUUAAGGCAGAGUUGUCCACUUCAAAUCUGUGCUUAUUUCAAGAUUAUGAAAAUGUGUACAUGUUGUCAAUUUUUACAAGAGUCUAUAAUUAUUAACAAUGUUUCUAAAUAGUUUACUUGACUCUCUUCUAUUUUUUCACGGUUUUAUGGAUAUUUCUUUAUGAGUACCUGUAAAUAUUCCUGUGUAUGCAGAACAAUUCUAGACACACCCUUUUCCCUAAAGCAAUAUCAAUCCUUAGUGUUAAAUGCUAUGCUGUAUAUAAAAUGUGAUGUGUUUAUCAAUAAUUCGCUGCAGUGAUAAACACUGGGGUUGACUUGGUAAAGAAGAAGCAUAGUUUCUAAAGUUGACUGACCCAUGUUCAGGUUGUGACUGAAGGAGCUUCGGCUGAAACCUUGGCAAUAAUGCAGGACUUGGUUCCCACUUAGACUUUGUUUAUACUGACUAUUAAACCACACACAAGUAACCAGCACAUUUGGGCCUUAGAGAAAUGCUGUGAUUUCCUAAUACAAUUUAUGUGGAUAGCCAAGAGCUUGACACACACACACACACACACACACAACACGUAAUACAAAUCUACUGAUUCAAGUCUAUGAACAAUAUUACUACAAUAUUACUACUAUUAUAAUACUCAAAUCUGUGACCGCAGACAUAUUAAUGCACAUAGAAAAUGUGGAUUUUUGUCCUGGGGAUAUAAAUCUUACACUCCCUUUCUCUGCCAUUCAUUAAGCACCUCUGGUCUCUUGUGGAAUAUCUCUCUUGCUAUUUUACACAAUUAUUUUUAUACCCAUUCCAAAAAUGCAGAUAUCUAUUUUCUCUACUGUCUAAAGGUAUUACAGUAACUUGGCAUAGUCCUUAGAGAAUUGAGCAAAUGUACACAUGAGAAAGAAAGGUGACAUGGCUUCUUGUGUAUUAGUCUACAGUAGGUGAAGAAAGCAUGUGUGUGUUUCAGGGAAUGAACUGAACUUGAGGAAGCCAUCUUGGUAGGAGCAGAGAGCAAGAUGCAUAGUGUGGUUCUGCUCAAAACCAGAUAAUGCUAGUAGAGAGAUGAAGAGAGAGGAAAAGAGAGGUUAGCAGAGGUUGGGAUUCCAAGUUUUGUCUUGAUUAUGAAAAAAUAAUCUAUGACUCCUUUCCAUUCUGAAAAGAAUUUCCUUUUGCUUCUUUUUCUUCUUCAUGCCUUUUUAACUCUGGACAGAGGCAGUGUUUGACAGUUUACAAAAUGUUGUUAACUCUCUGGUCACUCUUCUUAUUCAAAGAAUGGGCCAAGCAAAGAAAAGCAAAGCUUUGGAGAUGAAGAGAAAUAUGUGGAACAAUACACUGUACUAACCAUACUUCAAAAACUGGUCCAAAGGAAAUAUUCCUCUCAGUCUGAGGAAGCUCCCUCAGUCAGAACAGAAACCAAAGCUUACUUUAAGCCAAAGCCUUAAAGUUUAUAUGGACAGAAUCUACUCAGCAUAAGAGAAGUAUGAACAUGCAAAUCAAGUGUAUUACAGUGUUACUGCGGGUGUUUAAAACAUGGCCAUUGUGGUCUCACUAAUUUCUUAAUUCUAGCUGGAUUCUGUGGUCUAAAAUGUCACAUUCAAAUCUAAACACAUGCAGAUGUCAUUUUAUUUAUCACAGACCACAAGGAUUCUUAUUCAUAUUAUGCAUCAUAUGGCCCAUAAUGCACCUGUGAAUUUGCCUUGCAUUUCAGCAAGAGAGAGAGCAUGUGAUAAAAAGUGCAUGAUCCAUGACAAACUUUAUUUUACUCAGCUGUUUUACAUUGACUCAUUAUGAGGGCCUAUUUCUGGAUAAAUCAUCGCCUCAUGAUUGUUCCUGCUCUGUCGCUAAUCGCACCACUCCCUCUCUUCCAACCCACACCAUCCCAGCUUCUCCCAGACUAACUCAGUGCUUUCUUUCACUUCUCUGGAAGCAUCUUGGAUCCCUACACACUCCCUCCCACCGGCUGACCCAGAGCUCUGACCACAAGCCCACGGCCGCACCUUCUGAUGAAGUGGCGUCCAGCUGCUCUUCUUGCUUGAAGAAGACAGUUGUCUAAAUGUUUAUGCGAAAAACUAGUUUCUUUUUAUUCACACCCCUAUCAAGUUCCACGAUAAACAUGAAGGCAUGUGUUAAGAUUCUGUGUGGGGCUAGAUCAGCUAAAUAAACAGCUGACGAUGCUAUCAUCUCAGACUUAGUUCCUAUAAAAAUGUGUCAUAGUUGUAGAUAAAACAGUGAUCGCUAUGACUGAAGAAAAAUCUAGGACGAUAAAAGGACACAUGAGAGAGAAUGCACUCAAUGGUAACAUGGAGAACACAGGGAGUGCACAAUUCUGUUCUGUGCGUUGCAUUAGGAAGCAAACCUGGAAAUGAAAUGAGAGAAUAUAUAUAAGAGCUCUGGAGCUUAUACAGAGACAAGAUUGAUGUGCUUUUCUGUUUCACCUCGGGUAACUUGUCAUCCUUUUGGACAGGUUUGGACUCUAUAAUUUGGCUGUUAGUAUUUUUUUUGAAGGGCAAAGUUCUUUCAGGUGGUAUAGUAAUGCUCCUUUUUUGCAGAGUAGCACUGAAUGACUGUAUAGUGAAUUGUGCUUGCAUUUCCAUUUCAAAGUUUGUUCCAUGAGAGUUGUAUCAUGUUACUUGGCCUUAAAUUGUUAUCCCCAUCUUCCCACAACAUGAACUGGUUGUCCACAGGCUUACAGCGAGCUCGGCAAUGGCUCCUUUAUGGUGUUUAGUUUGUUGCACUUGCACUGCUGAACAUUUUUCAGCUCUGAAAUGGACAAAGGAGACUCCUGAUUAGGAGAUUAGAUAGAGUCUAUAAAAAAGCUACAUGAAAAUGGACCAGCUAUGCAGAGAUGUCCACAGUGCCCUUAAAUUGAUUGGACUUGAGGGGAAAUUCAUUUCAGCCAACUGGGGAAUUUAAACAUAUAAACAAAGGAAAAGUUUAACACGAGGAGAAUGGCAGAGCAGAGUGCUUGAUUUUAUCGCAAUGCUGAUAGUCAUGCGUGACCACACACACACACACACACACACACACACACACACACACACACACACACACACACACACACACACACACACACACACACACACAUACACCAUACAGCUGGAUGGCAGACAGCCCUGUCACUGCUCUGUGUUCCAGAUUAGGUCAGAUUUAAUUAGGCUGCCCAGCUCCUUUUGGAGUGUCACUUUGAGUUUAAAAAGCCAUUACUAAAAUGCAGUCUGUGUUACUGAUGGGGUGAAGCAAAAAUCAGACCAGCCAGAACACUGCUGAGACAUCUGGACACUCUGAACACACACCUAUAUACAAGUUCAUAUAUGUGGCCACACACACACAUGCACACACACACACACGCACACACUUAUUCAAUAAUGGUUCAAAAAGCCAUAGUUAUAUAACAAAAAAAGGGAAAGAAGUGGCACGACUAAAUGAUAAGCGAGCCAUUGUAGACCGUAGACAUGUUUCAAUGGCCUAAAUCAGUCACUGCAAUAGAGAGAAAGGAAAAAAAAAACUAUUGUGGAUGUUCCCAUUGCCUUCCAGCCAACUAACACACCAGCAUGUCUGCUUUGAUUUCAAGGGUCAACAUCACUUUUUGUUCUGAACUUAUUUCAAAUCUAACACAACGUAACACAUAACUUUAAAGUGCUUUCUUGCAAGAUUGAUGUGAUUUCACGACCAAAAAAAAGCAAUACAAAUAAAACCGAACAGUAUUUUUUUACAUUACAUUGCCAAUAUUGUUUUAAUUUUUACAAAUUGCUUUUAGUGAAAUGAAUGUAUUUAUUGCAUGUCAAAUGUUUUUUCUAUGUUUUUUUUAAAUACAAAAUUCAAUUGUGGGGUGUCAUUAUUUUUGAUUAGGCUUUUAUUUGUUUUAAAAGCCAUUGGGAAUUUUUUUUUUGUUUGCACCUGUACUCUAAAUCAUUUUGGCAAUAAAUUGAGUUGCAUAAUGGUUUCACAAA